AUGUCUAAACGUUUGUUUCUCGUGAGACAUGGAGAAGUUGUGAAUCCAGGUGGUGACCGACCAGUCUUUUACGGUGCCAUGGACGUCCCCUUGUCCGAAUUGGGCCAAGCGGAAGCACGAGGGGCAGGAGAUUUUCUGCAAGAGUUUGAUUUGGAAUAUGUGGUUUGCAGUCCACUGAAGCGAGCCAUUUAUGGAGCCGAACAAGUCUACGAACGACAGUCUUCAAAACCGAACGAGAUUUUGAUUCUAGAAGGAUUCAAAGAGUUGGAUCGAGGGACUUGGUGCGGCAAGACUCUUGGUGAGAUUGGAGAAGAGACGAUGGCUCGAUUUGAUGCGUGUGACGAAAGCGUAACACCAGAAGGAGGAGAAUCGUUUCCAUUUUUGAAGCAGCGUGUUUUGGAAGCAAGAGAUCAAGUCUUGGACAAGUUGCCCGCUGGAAAAUCAGCUGCCGUUGUCAGCCAUUUGCAAGUGACUCGAAGUUUGCUGAGCGAGGCAAUGGGCAUUCCCAUUGAGAAAAUGGUAGAGUUAAAGGUGGCCACUGCUAGCGUUUCCUGUGUUGACUAUGACACCAAGACUGGGGAACAAACGGUUCACUUUCAGAGCUUCAAACCAGAAGUUGGUUUGGAAGCGAGUAAAGAUGGAGCGAACUAG
Messenger RNA from Cylindrotheca closterium, 651 nucleotides. The record is from the annotation of a GenBank genome assembly. NCBI's taxonomy places the organism in Eukaryota, Bacillariophyta, Bacillariophyceae, Bacillariales, Bacillariaceae.